Messenger RNA from Dictyostelium purpureum, 1932 nucleotides. RefSeq lists its product as uncharacterized. The transcript is spliced from 7 exons. Gene Ontology annotation, biological process: apoptotic DNA fragmentation. The record is from RefSeq and is a predicted model, not a curated record. Gene Ontology annotation, molecular function: deoxyribonuclease II activity. Bases 1 to 1932 code for a protein of 643 amino acids. Lineage: Eukaryota; Evosea; Eumycetozoa; Dictyosteliales; Dictyosteliaceae.
AUGUGUCUUAACAAAAAUAAUAUUCCAGUAACAAGUUGGUAUAUAUUCCAAAAUGCACAAGACUCGGGAUCAUUUGUGUGGGAAGAAGGAAUGACUAGUUUAGUAUCAGACGAAAACAUUAGAAUAUUGGAAAAUAAUAUACCAAUUGGGUCAGCAUUGCUAUCAACUAUAAAACAAUUAAAUAAUGAAAAAUUCUCACAUGUAAUUUAUAAUAAUGAUCAUGAAAAAUCAAAUGAAGAUCUUCAUGGAGCUCAUUCCAAAGGUAUUUUUAUAUGGAACGAACAUGGUGCUAUUCAUAUAGUACAUUCUUUGCCAAAUUUUCCUCAAUUAAAUUUUAAUGAAAAUGAUAGAAAAGUUGUAUUCACAGAUGACCCAUUUUCAAGAAAAAAAACAAAUGGGGUUGGUGAUAUGGAUAUAAAGGACCAACAUGCACAAAAUAUAUAUUGUUAUACAAUGGAUGAUGGUUUUAAAACUGAUAUAUAUCAUUUUUUAUUUAGAAUCAAUGCUAUUGUAAUAUCGAUAAAUGGUCUUUAUUUAGGUUUUUCUAUGGCAGGAAUUGGGUCUAUUUUUGAAUAUUCCACAAUUGAAAUUGGUUUACAAUAUUUACGUAAUGAAAAUAUUAAAAAGGAUUUUCAAUCAAAAAUUGAUUUGGAUUUUAAUAAAGAAGAUUAUAUAAAUUUCAAAAAAAAUAACAAAAUGUACAAUGAUCAACUUUCUGAAAAGGAUAGAAAGGAUAUAUUAAGUGAACUCAGUACUAAUACAAAAUUUCCUUUGGUUUAUUUAGCUUAUAAUCGAUAUUAUUUUUUUCAAAAUGAUUAUUUACUUUAUCAAGAUUAUAAAUAUCAUGGUAUGGCGGUUUAUAGUUCUAGUGAAUAUAAAAAAAUAAAACCUAUUUUGGAAGAGUUAAUUGGCCCUAUUAUUAAAAGACAAUCAAUUUGGGAUUAUGCAGUAGAACAAUUAAAGACCUCAAAUGAAGAAUUUUAUUUACAAACACAACACUAUGAUGAUAAAUUAAAAGGACUUAUCCCAGUUAAUGAAAACCCCCCAUUUAAAAUCAUUCAAAGUUUAAAUUUUGAGAAAAGAAAUUUAAAUAGAAAUUUUGACCACUCAAAGCAAAUGAUUUCAAAAAAUAUUUUUUGUGUUGGUGAUUUAAACUAUAUAGAUAAACAGAAUAAGAGAGGUGGUUCAAUUAUAUGUUUUGAAAAUAAAAUACUAUCUCAAUUUUUCGAAAGUUAUGUAUAUAUUACCCAAAUAAAAAAUGAAAAAGAUAUAAUAUAUUCUCAUGUAAAAAAAACUUUAUCUCUCUUAAAUGCAGAAGAAUUUAUUAAAAAAUUUAAAUUCUAUAGAGAUUCAGAUAAUGGACUCAUACCGGUAAAUGUAGAUAUUGAUGUUCAUAAUAUUUUUUUAAAGGAAACUAUAAAUGGAAUUUCAAAUUAUAAAGGCUUAUUGGAAUCUGAAGUUUUAGGCAACUCAAAUUUUAUAAAAAAUAGAUUAAUUACAAACUUUAAAACUAAAAUAUGCUUAUAUCCAAAAUUUAAUUCAAAAAAUACUGGAAUCAAUUUUAAUAUAAAUGAAAUAUUUUGUUCUGGUGAUAAUUAUUUUUUUUUGAAUGAACAUUUAAAUUGGAAUUUCUUUAGUCCUUACUACAAUAAUCCAUUUAAUCCUAUAAAAAUUACUCUUGACACUCCUUUUAUAAAUAAUCUUUUAAUUCAUAAAUGUUUACCUAAUAAUGAUAACCCAAUAAAACUGUAUAAAAUGAACCUAUCCAUUAGAGAUAUAAGUUGCAAUUUUAAUAAUAAUUUAGUUCUCUAUCAACAUAAUGAUAGAAUUUGUUUAGAUUUAUUAAAAAUGUGUGUCUUUAAAAUAUAUGGACAUACCUCACAAGAAAUAAAAACUAUAAGUGUAACAAAUAUCUGGAACCAUUUGGUAUAG